Ambispora leptoticha is the source of this 1308-nucleotide messenger RNA. Lineage: Eukaryota; Fungi; Glomeromycota; Glomeromycetes; Archaeosporales; Ambisporaceae. The record is from the annotation of a GenBank genome assembly.
AAUCCAGAAAAGCGAAUUCCACUUAACCGUGUCUUGGAUCAUCCCUUUUUUGACCAAAAGUUACCUAUUAUUCGAUUGCGUGAUAUUUUAAGCAAUGACGAAUCUUCAAGAGACCCUUUAGACUCUUACAAAAAUGCCAAAUCCAAACGUGGAUUCUCUAAAAACACACAAUUCAAUACUGACCGACUUAAACCACUAAAACAGAAAACUAAGCAUGCGUUUGUAGAAAUCUUGCCAACGGGAACAGUAUUCUUGGAUUUUUAUGACGAUCGAUAUUUGAUUACUAUCACCAAGGAUGGCGGAAAAAUAGAUAUAUUCGAGCGACCAGUUGGGAAAGAAACACCUGCAAUAUUAGUUAAUCCAAUAAAAUCGUAUACUUUUGAUGAAUUACCCAUUAAGUAUUUGAAAAAGUAUCGCUAUGCAGCGAAAUUUAUAGAAUUAGUUAAAAGUAAAACUCCAAAGAUAAUAUUUUACUCUCCACAAGCUAAAUGUAUUUUGAUGGAAAAUGGACCAAUGGCUGAUUUCGAAAUGUGGUUUUCUAAUCGGACAAUGGUUCGCCAUUCUGUAGCCAAGGAGUCUCUUGAAAUUACGAUUCCAUCUUCGACACAAAAAGAUAAUUUUGUAAAACACAAAUUCACUAUAAACAAUAAUUUGGACCUAAAACUGCCGUUGGAGCUAUUGUCUAUUUUCAAACACAUGCAAGAUUGCCUAAAGCAAUGUCUAGAUAUCGAAAGAAAUGGUAGUUUAAAUUCUAGUACAGUGUACCCCUUGAUCCUGAGGAGUUCGAGAUCUCAAGUAAAAAAUAAAGAAUUGGAUACCAAGCUAAAUAAUCAUCAGGAAAACCCUUUAUGUCAGGCGAGAUCAGCACCUACCCCCGAAUUAACUACACCAGCGGUCAUAACCCAACCACCAGUUCACGUUAAUGGGUCUAAAAGUGAUGAAGCUGCUACUCAAUGCACUACAAAUCGAAAACGUCCAUCAUCUUCAACAUAUUCUAUGUCAUUUAAAUCAACUAAUUCCUGCUUAGGUGGAAUAAAUCCUGUCGAAAAUAUGACAUGCAAAUAUAUUGAAGGUUUGGGUUGGUGUGUGAAGACAUUGGAUUCUCGAUUUACUAUGUUAUUUGAGGAUGGCGUGAAAGUAGUGUUGGAAUCAAAGAACCAAUGCUUAAAAUAUUCUGACGAAUCUAAACACCAUAAUAUUAAUAAAGGAAAAGUCAUAAGUUUUCCUAUCGAUCACAAUCUUCCAUCAUAUGCAAAAGAGCGAUUGGCACAUUUCCGAGAAUUCGCCAAAUUAUUUAAAGAUCCCUAA